CGCCCCGCACAUCUGGAAGCGCAGGCAGCCUCCCCCACGCGCAGAGCCCAGCGGACGCAGUCCACGCAGGCGGGACGGGCCUCGGACUCGCCGGCCGGGACCUCCAUGGGGCCGUAGGAGCAGCCAGGCAGCAGCGACGCCCGUCCCCUGCCCGCCGCCGAGAGCCGGCCGCCGCUGCUGCAUCAGGUGCCUGACGGCUCGUACCCUCGAGGACAUACAUGGCGCUGCUGCGAAAAAUCAACCAGGUGUUGCUGUUCCUUCUGAUCGUCACCAUCUGUGGGAUUCUGUACAAGAAGAGUCACAGGGGGAGUGUGCCCAAGAGCGAUGCAGAUGAGGACUCGGAGGUCCCUGAGGACAUGGAGGAUGAGAUCCCCGUGGUGAUCUGUGCUGCAGCUGGGAGGAUGGGCGCCACCAUGGCCGCCAUCAAUAGCAUCUACAGCAACACAGACGCCAACAUCGUGUUCUACGUGGUCGGGCUCCGGAACACUCUGUCUCGAAUUCGGAAAUGGAUCGAACAUUCCAAACUGAGAGAAAUUAACUUUAAAAUCGUGGAAUUCAACCCUACAGUCCUUGAGGGAAAGAUCAGACCAGACUCGUCGAGGCCAGACUUGCUCCAGCCCCUGAACUUCGUUCGAUUUUACCUCCCUCUGCUGAUCCACCAGCAUGAGAAAGUCAUCUACUUGGACGAUGAUGUCAUUGUGCAAGGUGACAUCCAGGAGCUCUACGACACCACCCUGGCUCUGGGCCACGCAGCAGCUUUCUCAGGGGACUGCGAUUUGCCUGCAGCUCAGGAUGUCAGCAGGCUGGUGGGGCUGCAGAACACAUACAUGGGCUACCUGGACUACCGGAAGAAGGCGAUCAAGGACCUGGGCAUCAGCCCCAGCACCUGUUCCUUCAACCCCGGAGUGAUGGUGGCCAACAUGACGGAGUGGAGGCAGCAGCACAUCACCAAGCAGCUGGAGAAAUGGAUGCUGAGGAAUGUGCGGGAAAACCUGUACAGCAGUUCGCUGGGGGGUGGCGUGGCCACGUCGCCCAUGCUCAUCGUGUUCCACGGGAGGCAUUCCACCAUCAAUCCUCUGUGGCACAUCCGGCACCUGGGCUGGAGCCCUGACGCCAGGUAUGCGGAGCACUUCCUGCAGGAAGCGAAGCUGCUGCACUGGGACGGACAGCACAAGCCCUGGCACUUCCGCACCGUGCACGCCGACUUGUGGGAAAGCUGGUUCGUUCCGGACCCCGCAGGGAUAUUCAAGCUCAGGCACAGCCGCUGACGGAAGCCGCGCUGAACGUUGGGUACGCAGCAGGCACCUGCGCUUGUGGCUGGUCCCAGGCCGUUUCCUUUGAGCACUGCCUGUGACCCGCGCGAGCCUUCAGGACAUGUCGCAGACA
This is a messenger RNA of Octodon degus (degu), 1386 nucleotides long. RefSeq names its product glycosyltransferase 8 domain containing 2 (gene Glt8d2). Gene Ontology annotation, molecular function: glycosyltransferase activity. Gene Ontology annotation, cellular component: Golgi apparatus. The transcript has 10 exons. The record is from RefSeq and is a predicted model, not a curated record. Bases 219 to 1268 code for a protein of 349 amino acids. NCBI's taxonomy places the organism in Eukaryota, Metazoa, Chordata, Mammalia, Rodentia, Octodontidae.